This is a messenger RNA of Nicotiana attenuata, 818 nucleotides long. Its product is annotated as transmembrane protein 230. NCBI's taxonomy places the organism in Eukaryota, Viridiplantae, Streptophyta, Magnoliopsida, Solanales, Solanaceae. Bases 268 to 624 code for a protein of 118 amino acids. Gene Ontology annotation, cellular component: endomembrane system. The record is from RefSeq and is a predicted model, not a curated record. The transcript is spliced from 3 exons.
AGAAUGCAGACAAAGUUUAUUCCGAGCACAAAAUAAGGAAACAAAAGAAAUCUGGUCAAAGUUGGUUGCGCAAUUUCUCGGGUGUUUGCCACGUUCCACUGCUAUCGUUGCCGGGUUAGGUUUUCGUCAGUGUUCCGGGUCACUUUCUUUGGAGAAGUUGUACUUGCUUCCCUUCAAGGUGGUGUUUUCUCAAGCAGCCUUGUUCUGAUUUGACCUUUUGCCAAAUUUGUUAAUCUUUUCCAAUUCGAAGACUGGGAAUUCUGGUGGAUGGCUUCCAGGCGGAAUAUUCCUUACAGUCGUCUCGCUGUGGAUGAAGAUGAGGACUAUUAUGGUAGUGCUGGCAGCCGACCUGACCCUAGAUUUGAUUAUUCACCAAAAUCGUUAGAUAGAAUCCCCUGGAAGUCCAUUGCCCUUGCUCUUUUUCUGCUCUUUCUGGGAUGUCUGCUUCUCUUGCUAUCAUACUUCAUCUUAUCUGGUCAUAUGGGAGGAGAGCGCUCACAGGCAUAUGGUCUUCUUGGACUUGGAAUUCUCACUUUUCUCCCAGGUUUUUAUGAGACACGGAUUGCAUAUUAUUCUUGGAGAGGUGCUCAAGGUUAUCGAUUUACUUCAAUCCCUGACUAUUGAGGUCUUCGCAUUUCAUGUAAACUUUGAGUUUAGUUACUAGUUUCUGUAAUGAGUUUUCUGAUAGUUUCUAUAGCAGUCACGUUGUCCUUUACAUUUCAAAUAACUUCUGAAUGUAGUUACUGGUUUUUGUAACGAGUUUGAUGAGUUUGCAGCAUUUAUGUUGUCCUAGUCUUUUGCGGAAAAUUUAGUAUCGA